Molecule: messenger RNA, 1806 nt
Organism: Mollisia scopiformis
Lineage: Eukaryota; Fungi; Ascomycota; Leotiomycetes; Helotiales; Mollisiaceae
Product: transporter protein Smf2
Exons: 4
Coding region: 1-1806 (601 amino acids)
Biological process (GO): iron ion transport; intracellular manganese ion homeostasis
Cellular component (GO): membrane
Molecular function (GO): cadmium ion transmembrane transporter activity; manganese ion transmembrane transporter activity
Source: RefSeq, a predicted model, not a curated record
AUGAACUGCCCUUCAAGAACAGAAGAGCCUGAGGGCACGGGUUUCAAUCAGAAUCCGAGUGCACUGUCAGCAGAUCUCACUACAAGAAAUGAUCUGAACGGGAUUGCGAAUGCGAGAGAGUUGAGGAGGAUACCCAGUACAGGCAUUGAAGGAGUCGUGGAGCCAGUACCGGAUGGCGAUACUGAGAAGAAGAAAGACAUUGGAUCUCAGGGGAUGCAAGCCGUGGCUUUGGAUGCAAAGAGCUCUGGAUGUCACGUGGGUGAAGAGAGUGGGACGACGAUGGCCUUGGAGACUCUAGGUGCUCAGGAAGGUUCAGGUGGUGGAAGUGGAAACGGAGGCAGACUCUCACAUCAUUUUGAGAGAGCUAAGAAGGCUAUUAUUACUUAUGGAAAAUUCGUUGGUCCUGGAUUCAUGAUCUCUGUUGCGUACAUCGAUCCAGGAAACUACUCCACCGAUGUAGCGGCUGGUGCUACGUAUCGCUUCAAACUCUUAUUCAUCGUCUUGAUGUCCAAUUUAUUUGCUAUCUUUCUGCAAAGCUUGUGCAUCAAACUUGGCACGGUUAGUGGUUUGAACCUCGCUCAAGCUUGUAGAGAGUUUCUUCCAAGAUGGUUGAACAUCCUCUUGUACCUGAUGGCAGAAGCUGCUAUCAUUGCCACAGAUAUUGCUGAGGUCAUUGGCACAGCUAUUGCCAUCAACCUCCUCAUCCCGCAAAUCCCUCUCGUGGCAGGUUGUGCGCUUUCCAUUGCAGACGUCCUUCUCAUCCUACUCUUCUACAGACGAAAUGGAUCCAUGAAAGGGCUACGAGCUUUUGAGAUGUUUGUAGUAGCUCUUGUUCUUGGAGUAGUGAUAUGCUUCUGCAUUCAGCUGAGCCUCAUCAAAGAUACGUCUGUCGGAGAAGUCUUCCGUGGAUUCCUUCCAUCGUCUGCCAUUAUUCAGUCUCAAGGCCUCUACCAAGCCUGCGGUAUUCUUGGGGCAACGGUCAUGCCGCAUAGCCUCUACCUCGGAAGCGGUAUCGUUCAAUCUCGUCUUGAAGAAUACGACGUCAAGAAUGGCAUCGUGCCAUCAUCCGCGGUUACCAAUGCCAACGACAAGGCACCAUAUUAUCCUUCACUUCCUGCCAUCAACUUCUGUCUCAAAUACUCCAUCGCAGAGCUCUCCAUUUCACUCUUCACAUUCGCCCUCUUCGUUAAUAGCGCCAUCCUCAUUGUUGCUGGAGCCUCGCUCUCAAAUAACAGCACAGCUGCCUCUGCUGACCUCUUCGGUAUCUAUGACCUUCUAUCUUCUUCCCUCGCUCCAGCAGCAGGAACAAUAUUUGCUCUUGCUCUCCUUCUGUCUGGCAUCUCUGCGGGCAUCGUCUGCACCAUUGCAGGACAAAUGGUCAGUGAAGGAGCUCUAAACUGGACUCUAGCACCGUGGUUGAGAAGAUUGGUCACAAGAAGCAUCAGCAUCACGCCAAGUAUCAUCAUAGCUGGCGCGGUAGGGAGAGAGGGUUUGAGUGCAGCAUUGAAUGGAAGUCAAGUCGCACUCAGUGUAGUGCUACCAUUCGUCAGUGCCCCAUUGAUCUAUUUUACUUGUAGGAAUAAGUUCAUGACUGUCAGACCUCACGGCGCUAGGGAGGAUGCAGACGAAGAAGAGGUCGUGGAUGGGAAUGGAAUGAGGAGCGUGCAGAGUAGUGAAGUGCCACAGGAAGGUGUUAAGAUGAGGAAUAGCUGGUUCACGGCUGUGAUUACGGUGCUUAUCUGGUUGGUUAUUACGGUUAUGAAUGUGGCGAACUUGGUGUUAUUGGGGAAGGGUCAGGGUGCUUAG